Lucilia sericata (common green bottle fly) is the source of this 1193-nucleotide messenger RNA. It is a transcript of the gene ClpP, whose product is annotated as ATP-dependent Clp protease proteolytic subunit. Gene Ontology annotation, biological process: protein quality control for misfolded or incompletely synthesized proteins. Gene Ontology annotation, molecular function: ATPase binding; serine-type endopeptidase activity; ATP-dependent peptidase activity. NCBI's taxonomy places the organism in Eukaryota, Metazoa, Arthropoda, Insecta, Diptera, Calliphoridae. The transcript has 3 exons. Bases 186 to 884 code for a protein of 232 amino acids. The record is from RefSeq and is a predicted model, not a curated record. Gene Ontology annotation, cellular component: endopeptidase Clp complex.
UCUUUCGACUUUUACGAAUAAAAUCGGUUAUUCGGCUUUAUAUUUUUUGUGCUUUUUAAAAAUAAAAAGUAAUCAUAGCUACUCACAUCCAUCUCUGAAAAAUUGUGUAAUCUCGGCCGAAUAUUUCUGUCAUUUGAUUUAUUUUGCAAAAAAUAGUCGAAAACAAAAGAUAAUUUAAAAAUAAUAUGCUUAAAGCAUUUAGUAAAGUUAUUAAAACAUGUUCCACCCGUCAAAUACAUUUAAUUCCAAUGGUUGUUGAACAAACCGGUAGAGGUGAGCGUGCUUACGACAUAUUUUCAAGAUUACUUAAGGAACGUAUUAUAUGUUUGAUGGGCCCGAUACACGAUGAUUUAAGUUCUUUAGUAGUGGCACAAUUAUUAUUCUUGCAAUCGGAAAAUUCAAAUAAGCCAAUCCAUUUAUAUAUAAACUCUCCUGGUGGCGUUGUAACUGCAGGUCUUGCUAUAUAUGAUACGAUGCAAUACGUAAAACCUCCUAUAGCGACAUGGUGCGUUGGUCAAGCCUGCUCUAUGGGUUCAUUACUUCUCGCAGGAGGUGAACCUGGGAUGCGUUACUCAUUGCCAAACUCACGAAUUAUGAUACAUCAACCCUCAGGUGGAGCACAGGGCCAAGCUACAGAUAUCCAAAUCCAGGCAGAGGAGAUAGUCAAACUAAAAAAACAGUUGACUAAUAUAUAUGUGAAACAUACAAAGCAAAGCUAUGAUUUAUUAUAUCAACGAAUGGAACGUGAUAAUUUUAUGUCUCCAGAGGAAGCAAAAAAAAUAGGAUUAAUAGAUCAUGUUCUUGAACAUCCUCCAGAAACUGUGGCUGAAAUAAAACAUGAUGACGAUAGCUUUGAAAAUAAAAAGCAGGAAAAUGAUAAAUAAAACCUUUUUGAAUGAAAGAUAAAUAUGUUAUAUAUUUGUGUAUAUUACGGGUUUUGAUCUUACAAUGCAUAAAGUAACAUAUUAGAAGCAAUUAUAUAUAAUUUAAAUACAAGAAUUUCUAAUUUGAAUAAUUGUAAUUAUUCAAGUAUUGUAAAAAAUGCGAUUUGCAUAUCCCAAGCCUGAUAAAUUAUCAUCAAAUAUGUAAUUUACACAUCGGUCACUUGUUUUUCAUAAUGUUUUUAUUUGUCAAGCGAUAUGCCAUUUAUCUAAACUUGUUAAUAAAUUAUAAUAAAAACUGUUUCAAAUGAA